Messenger RNA from Pieris macdunnoughi, 864 nucleotides. NCBI's taxonomy places the organism in Eukaryota, Metazoa, Arthropoda, Insecta, Lepidoptera, Pieridae. The record is from the annotation of a GenBank genome assembly.
AUGAAAAACACUGGGCUCAUUUUAUUCGUAUGUGCUGGUUUACUGCUUAGUGGCGGUGCUAUUCUCGGUGGAUCGACAGCAUGGAACCUAUUCCGUAUGUCGUAUUACUUCUGGACCACAGACUUGGGAGUUGAACUGGGAGCGAGUGUUCUCUUCCUAUCAGGAGCACUGCUUUGCUUGCCUGCGUGUUGGCUGUCAACUUUAGUGCCCUAUUAUCAUAAGUCCAUGAGACUGUUGGCUACGCUUAUGGUUUUGGUGACCGCAGCGCUAGUACUGUUAUGUACUGGGAUGUCUUCAAUCAUGGCACUGUCGAAGGCUACACGGGAUCCGGCAGCACUUAAUGAAUCUAUGUAUAGGUCUCUGUCAGAAGAGGGUGUAGAUCCCGCUGUGAAAAGCGCUUUCACAGCCAUGCAAAUUGAACUUAAGUGCUGUGGCGUUCAGUAUCAUACAGACUGGCUUCUACAUCGACGUAAUUUACCACCUGCGUGUUGCGGUCGUUUAGCUUUAGGGAAGGAAAGUGAUCGGUGUGUGUAUCCGAUUUACACCAAUGGCUGCCUUCGACCAGCCAUCAGAGAACUACGUCAAUAUGUCAAUUCGCUUACUGUUGUUGCGUGUGGAAUAAUCGUUGUAAUGGCUAUAACCCUCUUUGCAACAUCUUACACACUGGUCUCGGGAGUAGUGGAGCACGCCAACAAAACCCUUCAGCCGAUGCGCGUUGCCUACCUUACAAACUCUCUUUCGUUUCUUCACAAUGGGAACGCCAGGAAUCUCAUUCCAGCUAUUUCCCCUCCCGCCCAAAAUCUGAAUCAGAACAUUUACCCAACUCUUGUGCCGCCUACUAACCCAGCCUUUUGUCCUAGUUAA